AUGACACUUCCACUCCUUUUAUUGCUUGGGAUCCUCCAUAUCCUCCUUCUACUGCCACAGUGCCUGUGUCAUCAUCAAGGCAUCACCACCCGCUCUCUCAAUCAACUAGAAGUCAGCUCACACGGCACGGUUCCAAAACUCAUCUCACCCAAGGUACCCAACACUCUCGCAUCAUCAACUACCCAAUUUGCGACUAAUACCUUCAACUCGAGGCGUCUAGGAGUAAGACAUCGCUCAAGUCGCCACGCACGAAUUGCUCGCCGAGGACUUUUGCCCGACAUCUCAAACUUUGCUUCUAAUACGUUUGGUGGACUCUUUGGAAACUCUAACAGCCAGGCAAAUGGUCCGCCUGCACAGUCUGGUUUCGCCGCCGGAAACUCUCGCCAGGUCACAUAUCCACAAGACUCCCAACCUUUCCCAUCGGGGGACUCGAGGGCUCUGAUGAAUGGCCAACCCAAUGCCCUUCUGCCUCACCCCACGCAACUUCCCAGCUCAUCCACCGGUUCCUCAAAAGCUCAACUGCCUGCAACUACCUCUACAUCGUUAAAAGCUCAAGCUACAUCCGCUAGCAGUCACUCCCACGCCACCACUUCCUCCGCCCCGGCCUUGACUGCUUCCUCCGCGGCGCCAUCACCCACGGAUGAACCAACUCCGCCCUCUGCGUUUGAGCGCUUUGGAUCGCUGUACAAGCCCUCCAACCGCUUUGCGCCGCUUGCUGCUUUGCUUACAGUUGUAUUUAUACUAGGAUUUUUGGUGAGCCUCAUGGCGAUAUUGAAAUGUGUGGCUCACAAGAAAAGGUUCGCCAACAAGAAAGAUUAUCCCACUGGAUUUCCAUGGGUGGAGCCGGGGGGAAGCGAGGCAAAUAGAACCAGUAGUCGUCAAGGCCUGGUUCACACCAAAAGCUACACGUCAACUCGAAAUUCGAUGACCUCGAGCUUACACUUCUCCAGCGGGCGCCAGCUUGGUCCAGAGGGCCAGAUGACCCCAAAUCAGACCGAAUAUCAACUCAACGAGCUCGGAUCGGACGUGUAUAGUAAUUAUGCGUGGGCGGCGACGGAAAUGGACCUCGAAAAAACCCUCUCAAGCCCCUCAGAUGAAGGACCAUCAUCGGCAGCAACAGAAGACAGCAAUCACGUCUACACUGCCAACCAAGAACGCGACCAAUGGCAUACAGAAUCUUUGGAUGAUGGACCUUGUUUUAUCCGAGGAGGGAAGGGCGAGCUCUUGGAAGAUUCAAAAGUUUUAAAACUAGGUCAUCCAUGA
Messenger RNA from Puccinia triticina, 1263 nucleotides. RefSeq lists its product as uncharacterized. Lineage: Eukaryota; Fungi; Basidiomycota; Pucciniomycetes; Pucciniales; Pucciniaceae. The coding region runs from base 1 to 1263 and encodes 420 amino acids. The transcript is spliced from 2 exons. The record is from RefSeq and is a predicted model, not a curated record.